Molecule: messenger RNA, 1414 nt
Organism: Trichomycterus rosablanca
Lineage: Eukaryota; Metazoa; Chordata; Actinopteri; Siluriformes; Trichomycteridae
Gene: cfl1
Product: cofilin 1
Exons: 4
Coding region: 107-601 (164 amino acids)
Biological process (GO): actin filament severing; actin filament fragmentation
Cellular component (GO): actin cortical patch; cytoplasm; actin cytoskeleton
Molecular function (GO): actin filament binding
Source: RefSeq, a predicted model, not a curated record
GAAGGGCGCGUCCGUGUGUCGAGUCAAGUGUGCGAGAGCGACAGAGCGCGUCCACAUUCAGCUCAUUCAGUUCCUCCUUCACGCCGUCUAACACAGAGACAUCACCAUGGCCUCCGGAGUUACAGUGGAAGAGAAUGUGCUGACCGUCUUCAACAAGAUGAAGGUGCGCACAGCCCAUGCCAAUGAGGAAGAGAGAAAGAACCGAAAGAAGGCUGUGCUUUUUUGCCUGAGUGACGACAAUAAAAAAAUCAUCAUGGAAGAGGGCCGUGAGAUCCUUCAGGGAGAUGAGGGAGAUCCCUACCAGCAGUUUGUUAAGAUGCUGCCCCCCAACGACUGCCGCUAUGCUUUGUAUGACGCCACAUAUGAGACGAAGGAGACCAAGAAGGAAGACCUGGUUUUCAUCUUCUGGGCCCCAGAGUGUGCUCCACUUAAGAGCAAGAUGAUCUAUGCCAGCUCCAAGGAUGCCAUAAAGAAGAAAUUUACAGGUAUCAAGCACGAGUGGCAAGUGAAUGGUUUGGAGGACAUCGAACGAAAGACCCUUGCUGAGAAACUCGGAGGUGCAUCAGUGGUCAGUCUCGAGGGUGUGCCUCUGAGAGAUUAAGGCCAACACUUUGGAGGGGUAGAGCUGUAUAGCUGUUCAUUCCAACAUGGGUGGGGCAGGGCACAUUAGCAGCAAUGUCUGUGGGGGUUGGAGGGUGGGUUCUAGUUGGUGGGGAGGGAUGGGUGAAAGUGACAGUUUCUGAACUCCACAAAAAAGUUGGCGGUCAUUCCAGUUCACACAUACCAAGAACAAAAAAAGAUCUUAAAUAAAAAUGGAAGGAGGAUGAUAAAAUUAACUGUACGUGUGUGGAUAAGUCUAUUUUCUGGUUCCAUUAGACUAAAAAGGAGAGACUGAGACAGAACAGCAAACAUUACAGUAAGUGCAGAAUACUGUUCAUAACACAGUGGAUUUUUUUUUUUUUUUUUUUUUUUUUUUUUUUUUUUUUUUUGUGCCAACUUCUAGUUAAUUUUUGUAAGUAUGUUUGUGAGGCUAGAUGUAGUACAAAACAGUUUACUCUGAGUGAUUGCAUUUUGGGAACAUUUACUCCCCUCCCCCUUUCUCCAUUCUAUUCUUAUUUGAAAAUUCCAAGUGUUUAAAAACUUCAGCUCUUAUUUACAAACAUUUCCAAGUGUGAUUCAAAUUUAUGGCACUGGUGUCAAGAAAUCGCUCACAUUCCUUACAUGUAAACAUUCUGGAUCUGGUGUCUCAGAGGUCUGCUGAUGAAUUGGACUAGAGAAAGGGUUGGUCUGAUGGAAAGGUGGGGAGUGAUGUGUUGGGACAGCCUGUGUACAGCGCUUUAAAGGAUGUUGGAAAGUGGAUGUUUUGUAUCGUCUCCUUAUCUCUAAUAAAAAAAAACAGGCACUAAACUCUCAA